AUGGAAAAGCCAGCCAGUGUGUCCCACACCAACACCAGCUCCAAGAACAACCGAAAAAAUGCAGGAAGUGGUGGAGUUAAUCAGGAUGAUGUACUGGCCAACAAACUGUGGGUGAAGGCCAUUGAAAGGGAAAACAGAGCACGUCAGAAGUGGGACGACAACUGGUCCUUCCUCGUCGAUUAUUACAGAGAAACGCCAAAACUAGAGCAGAAAGAAAACUCAAACUUGAAAUGCGAUCAAGAUAUCUUUAGCGAAGGUUCAAACAAAACAAUCUUCAAAACAGAAGCAAGCAAAUAUGGAUCAGGCCUCAACACAAAUCUGGGUCAGGUCAUCUCAUCGCUGCAAGCCAACCUGACCCCUAAUAAGACUGGCAGUUUCAUUGGAUGCAUUGCUUUGCUUGGAAUCUUUCAAUAUCAAAUACUGCUUAAUGCGCUCUGCUCGGCUCAUCCAGUUCGACAUCUAGCAGAGGAUAGAGUGGUUGUAUUGGAGUUGGAAGAAUAA
Helobdella robusta is the source of this 501-nucleotide messenger RNA. RefSeq lists its product as hypothetical. The record is from RefSeq and is a predicted model, not a curated record. The transcript has 4 exons. The coding region runs from base 1 to 501 and encodes 166 amino acids. Lineage: Eukaryota; Metazoa; Annelida; Clitellata; Rhynchobdellida; Glossiphoniidae.